AUGGACCCGAAGAGAAGUGCACAGGAUGUCCUACGAUGUAACUUGUGUGAGACUCCUAAUCCUCAAUAUAACUGUGACAUCUGUCACAUCAACCUUUGUAAUACGUGUGCAGGAGAACAUCUGUUGGAUGAAUCUAAAGAACAUAAAGUUGUACCAAUCAGGCAAAGAGGUUAUGGUCCUGACUACCCUACUUGUUUAAAACAUACGAACAAACGAUGUGAGCUCCACUGUGAACAAUGCGACAUUCCAAUUUGCACUCAGUGUGUUUCCUCUAAUGAACAUCUAGGGCAUAAGGCAAUCGAUAUCAUGAAAAUCUUUGACACCAAGAAAGAAAUAUUAAAAAAUGAUUUACAGGAACUCAAUAUCUCUCUUAUUCCGAAGUACCAUGAGAUUGCAGCAACUAUCUCAAUACAGGAAGCUGAACUUGAAAAACAUUCAAAGAGUUUAACAAUUGCAAUCUGCAAAAGGGGUGAAGCGUUGCACAGAGAAAUUGACGAGAUAAUAAGCAAGAGAAAAACUGAAAUUAACCAAAUGCAAAUUAAAUGCCUAGCCGCUUUAGACAAAGAGAAAACAGAAAUCACGCAAAGUAUUUCUUUUAUCACACAGAGAAUUGUUAGCCUGAAGAAAUUGCUAGACUCGAAUGAUGUUUACCUUGUCUCUGCAUACAAAUCUAAAAAUGAUAUCGAUAGAUUUCGAAAAUUGCCUCCUUUCCUCCGUGCUAAGUUUCCUUGCUUUUCUUCAAAGAAAAUAAACACAGAACUCCUCAAUCAAGAGUUUGGUAUGAUGUCAGCAUUCUCUAUUGAAAGUCAUGAACACGACAACAAAAUGGAGAUUCCAAGAACGGUAUCACUUUCCUCAGUUGUUGGUCACAGUCGUUUAAUUGAUCAACCAAAGGUAAUUACAACCAUAGAUACAGACUUUAAACACCUGUUAAGUGUAGCAUGUUUAACUAAUGAGCAAAUAUGGACUCGUGGUAAAAGCAAUAUAAUAAAACUUUACAAUCUUCAAGGAGAACUACUGGAAUCAAUCAGAACAAAAUCAGAACAAAUGCCACGAGAUAUAACCGUGUCAAAGAAUGGGAAUCUAGUUUAUACUGAUUUUUUUGACAGAACUGUUAAUAUCUUAAAGAAUAAACAGAUAUCGGAAGUGAUGAGAUUUCAAAGAUGGAGACCACUCCGUGUAAAUUGUACAGUUUCUGGCGAUCUCUUGGUUACUAUGGUCGGGGAUAAGAAAAAACGGACAAAGGUUGUGCGUUGCGCAUAUUCAACAGAGAAUCGAACCUUUCUAUUUGAUAGCAAAGCCCAACCUUUAUAUUUUUCUCCCCCACAUAGGUCCAUUUAUUACGUAAUUGAAAACAAGAAUCGAGAUGUUUGUGUGGUUGAUGGGACAGCCUGUGUAGUGGAUGUAGUCAAUGAGGCCGGUAAACAACGGUUCAAGUACACUGGUCCUACCUCUGCUUCCAAAAAACCCUUUUGUCCAGUUGGAAUCUGUACAGACAGCCAGAGUCGAAUCCUGGUAGCAGACAAUGCCAAUGACAGUAUCCACAUACUAGACCAGAACGGACAAUUUCUCAAAUACAUAGACAAUUGUGAUUUACAUGAGCCAUACGGUCUAUGUGUGGACACCAGGGGCAACCUUUUCGUAACCGAAUGUUCCAUAGGUAAAGUGAAAAUAAUUCAAUAUUCAAAGUAAUGGAACUUGCUGAAUAUAUUCUUUACAACCAAUGUCUGUGCGUCCAGCAAAACUAAAAAAUGAUAUAUUAUACAAAGUGUCAUUUCCUAUAAUACAUAAUAACUGAGGAUGUCAAACACAGCUGUUUUCAUACAUAAACAGUUAAACUUCGGUAUCUGAAACUUGA
Messenger RNA from Magallana angulata, 1858 nucleotides. RefSeq lists its product as uncharacterized. The coding region runs from base 1 to 1692 and encodes 563 amino acids. Gene Ontology annotation, biological process: negative regulation of translation; proteasome-mediated ubiquitin-dependent protein catabolic process; protein polyubiquitination. The record is from RefSeq and is a predicted model, not a curated record. The transcript has a single exon. Lineage: Eukaryota; Metazoa; Mollusca; Bivalvia; Ostreida; Ostreidae. Gene Ontology annotation, molecular function: translation repressor activity; ubiquitin protein ligase activity; protein binding.